This is a messenger RNA of Cephus cinctus (wheat stem sawfly), 3769 nucleotides long. RefSeq names its product acetylcholine receptor subunit beta-like 1 (gene nAChRbeta1). NCBI's taxonomy places the organism in Eukaryota, Metazoa, Arthropoda, Insecta, Hymenoptera, Cephidae. The record is from RefSeq and is a predicted model, not a curated record. Gene Ontology annotation, cellular component: synapse; postsynaptic membrane; neuron projection. Gene Ontology annotation, molecular function: transmembrane signaling receptor activity; acetylcholine-gated monoatomic cation-selective channel activity. The transcript is spliced from 7 exons. Gene Ontology annotation, biological process: nervous system process; monoatomic ion transmembrane transport; signal transduction. Bases 387 to 2003 code for a protein of 538 amino acids.
AGAAUGUAAUUUCUCUCUCUCUAACCUCCUCCGUACUUUCCUUGCUAUGCACAUCCUAGCCGCUGUUUAGUUAAAUGUCAACAUCUAAAAAGAGAGAGAGCUACAGACAGAAUUAUGUGAUUGGUCCAAGUUAUAUAAACAAGUGGGGGCUGAAACCUGUGCCUAGGAUUGUUGAAACCACCAGCCAUACGUCGUAUUGGGACCAUACCUAUUCACUUGAAAUUAAAUAACCCGUUAGUUCAAUACAAGUGAAUUUAUUAGACAGAAGUCCCGAUCCGUGAGUAAAAAUAUCUCUCAUCUCCUCGAAGAACAAUUACAAUCAGCUUCAUCCUUUUUUAAAUUUGGCACAAGAACCGACGGCUAUGCGCAGUCCAUACUAGAAGUCGAUGGUGGAGAAAUACCGCUUAACAGGCGGGUUGGGCUCGAACCCGCCCAAAAUGUAUUUUUGUUCGAAAUUCGUGCGGUUUUUACUGAUAUCCACAGUUUUCUGUGUUGGUCUAUGCUCCGAAGAUGAAGAGAGGUUGGUCCGCGACCUUUUUCGAGGAUACAACAAACUCAUCAGACCCGUCCAAAACAUGACACAGAAAGUCGACGUGAGAUUCGGUCUGGCCUUCGUACAACUCAUUAACGUCAAUGAAAAAAAUCAGAUCAUGAAAUCAAAUGUUUGGUUACGAUUCGUAUGGACCGACUAUCAAUUACAAUGGGACGAGGCCGAUUACGGUGGCAUUGGUGUUCUACGAUUGCCACCUGACAAAGUUUGGAAACCCGACAUUGUACUGUUUAACAAUGCCGAUGGCAAUUACGAAGUUCGGUACAAAAGUAACGUCCUCAUCUACCCGAAUGGCGAAGUACUCUGGGUACCUCCAGCUAUUUAUCAAAGUUCCUGCACCAUUGACGUGACGUACUUCCCGUUCGACCAGCAGACAUGCAUUAUGAAAUUUGGCUCAUGGACUUUCAAUGGCGACCAAGUAUCCCUGGCACUUUACAAUGACAAGAAUUUCGUUGAUCUCUCGGAUUACUGGAAAAGCGGCACCUGGGACAUCAUAAGUGUCCCGGCAUACCUAAACGUGUAUAAAGGCGACUUCCCAACAGAAACCGAUAUAACUUUCUACAUAAUAAUUCGCCGAAAGACACUUUUCUAUACCGUAAAUCUGAUUCUGCCGACUGUACUUAUCUCGUUCCUCUGUGUCUUGGUGUUCUACUUACCGGCUGAAGCUGGCGAGAAGGUUACACUGGGUAUCAGUAUUCUUCUGUCACUGGUCGUGUUCCUGUUGUUGGUCAGUAAAAUUCUACCGCCCACAUCCCUCGUGCUGCCAUUGAUAGCUAAAUAUCUACUGUUCACGUUCAUCAUGAACACUGUGAGCAUCCUCGUGACGGUGAUCAUCAUCAAUUGGAACUUUCGCGGACCCCGAACACACCGAAUGCCACAAUUGAUUCGCAAAAUCUUCUUGAAAUAUCUGCCGACUGUCCUGCUGAUGAGACGACCCAAAAAGACACGUCUCAGAUGGAUGAUGGAAAUACCAAACGUCACGUUACCAACCUCAACAUAUUCCGGAAGUCCUACAGAAUUACCAAAGCACCUGCCAUCCUCGUUAGGCAAACAGAAAAUGGAAGUCAUGGAACUUUCUGAUUUGCAUCACCCCAACUGCAAGAUCAAUCGGAAAGUUCAUCAUACGACAGGCGCAUCUAGCACUGCUGGCCCCGGAAGCGAACCACUCAGCGACCGCAGAGGAUCAGAAAGUUCCGAUUCAGUUUUGCUGAGUCCAGAAGCCAGUAAAGCUACCGAGGCUGUUGAAUUUAUUGCCGAACAUCUUAGAAACGAGGAUCUCUACAUACAAACACGCGAGGACUGGAAGUACGUGGCCAUGGUGAUUGAUCGCUUACAGCUCUACAUCUUCUUCAUAGUAACUACUGCUGGUACCAUUGGGAUUCUCAUGGACGCACCGCAUAUCUUCGAGUACGUCGAUCAAGAUCGAAUAAUCGAAAUAUAUCGUGGAAAAUAAGAUAGUUAACUUCUUAAGCCAUUCACGAAGGGAUGACUAUCUUGGAAUAACAGGUAAUCCAAAUGGAUAAAUACAGGAGCAAACAGGUUUGCCUUAAGGUAUCACUUCGUAAAGCAUUCGAUAACGACUUAUGUAUUCGCCGCCGCAAAAAGGAAUCAAUUCACUUAAAAAUCAUAUAUUUCUGGUGGAAAACUGAAUCUAUGAAAGCUGAAGCUCCAGAACAGCAAACCUUACAAUGUCAUUGAUAUCUAGAACUUAAUCUUUCUUACAAAUUAGAAUCCAAUCGAUUCAGUAAGUCCAUCUACUAAAUUUUGUAUAGAUUAAUAUGGAACACUGUUUCCGAUUUUAUGCAAGUCUCGUUUUAACACCGGAAGUACCUCUGGUCUUUCCUCUAAUUUGUAAUCUAACGAGUUUAUCAGUUUGACAAUUUUGUACAGACAUUUGCAUUUAUGUGAACUGGCCCAUGUGCAUGAUCUUUUUUUUUUGACGAUCGCCACCCUUUAAAAUACUCCCACCACGUGUUUUAUGCGGUCUUAUCUAAAGACAACCUGGCGAAGUAUAUGUUCAGAAAAGAACGUAUAGAGGAGAGAAAGUCACACAACGAUUUUAAGAUGAGUGUACCAACAAAAUUCUGAAAAAGACAUUUUGAUAAUUAACGCAAUUUUUAGUGAUAAAGUGUAAUGUUUCUAAAUAACAUCAUCUGUAGAGUGUCAGUACGAUAAUCAAUUUUUUAAUAUCCCGAAAUAUUUCGUCGAUAAUACAUUUCCAUCUUAUUUUAAUAUUUUUUUCAAUAUCUAGUAGUAUCCAAUUAACUACCGGAUACAGUCUUCCUCGAUUAAAACAAUAAUUAGAAUUUAUUAGUGAAAAUGUUCCAGUCUAUUCAUAAUUAAUCACUGAGACAAUUGAGGUAAUUGUACUUGUUAUUAAUUUCUUAAGAUUCUUUAAUUGCUUCAAAAUAAACAAAAAAUAAUAAUUGCAUGUCGCUACGAAUCAUUCCGAUCAUUAAAUACAGGCGAAAGACAAAAUUGUCAAAAAUCAUUGGAGCGCUUCCACCUUGUAAAUAUUAAUCGAUGUCAAAAAAAUUAAAAUCAGUCAAGCGCGUAUGAAUGAAGCGCCAGCUGAAGUAAAAAAAAAGUCAAAUCACUCUCCUAGUCCAAAAGUACUUUUAGAAAAAAAAAGAAGCAUUUGAUUAUUCCUCAUUAUAGAUAUCAUUAAUCCGAAUGACAAAUAUAUUCAUACCAAUUAAUAAUCAGUCGCAAAUCAUAAAUAUGAAUGAUUGCGCGCGUGGUCCAUCAGUGCGUAUGUGUGUGAUCUGUAAUAUGUUGGAUGAGAAAUGAUUGGGAAAAAAGUCGUGAAAAAAGGAUUCAUGAAUCAUAGGAGCUUCCGUUAUACGAAAGUUGUUAAUAUUAAUAAACAAUAUUAAUGUUACAUCGUUAUUUCUAGUUAGUCCGCAGCAAAUGUUAAUCGAUUUGUUAUCGCGUUAAAAUUAGUUAAUUAAAUGCCUACGAUAAUUAAUAAUUAAGAGAACACUCAUCGAUAUUGGAUGCUAUGUCAUAUAACGAUCCAAUUGCAAAUCAUUUAGUAAAAUAGGGUUUCUUAUAAUUUUCCUACGAUUUAGGUAAUCCAUAAAGUGAUAGAUAUUCGUGAUAGCAAACAAUAACGUGACAUAUUAGCGAUAAGUAAUUAACCUCGAUGAUUAAUCGUGUAACGCAACUAGGUCGAGUACAAUGUUAACGAUUAUCCAAUAAAAUUAAAUUAUACUGUAA